Penicillium lagena is the source of this 1692-nucleotide messenger RNA. RefSeq names its product putative cell wall glucanase (Scw11) (gene btgE). Gene Ontology annotation, molecular function: 1,3-beta-glucanosyltransferase activity; glucan endo-1,3-beta-D-glucosidase activity. The record is from RefSeq and is a predicted model, not a curated record. Gene Ontology annotation, biological process: cell wall organization. The transcript has a single exon. The coding region runs from base 1 to 1692 and encodes 563 amino acids. Gene Ontology annotation, cellular component: fungal-type cell wall; extracellular region; cell surface. NCBI's taxonomy places the organism in Eukaryota, Fungi, Ascomycota, Eurotiomycetes, Eurotiales, Aspergillaceae.
AUGAAGGGUGCGAUUCUGGCCACCACCGUGGCCUUGAUGGGCUCUGCCCUGGCCACGGAAAACGUGCACCGUCGCCACGACGCUCUGCACAACCGCCGUGCGGUUGCCUACACCCCGUCGAGCGGCUCGAUCGUGCCCUCCAGCUCCGCUCCGGCUUCGUCGUCGACCCCUCUGUUCUCGACUCCCUACAACCCUGGCGGUCCUGCUGAGGAGACCUGCGGCUGUGUCACGAAGACCAUCACCUACCUUGGCUCGCCCACUCUGGCUCCCGUUCCGGAGACCAGCACCGUCAAGCUCACCACCACCAUCCAGUCGACUGCGUACAGCACCUACACCGUGACUGUCUCGCCCUCGUCGACUAUGGCCCCGAGCCCCGUGGUCACUCUGCCCACUCCCCAAGUGACGACUUUCCCCUCGACCGGUACCUACACCAUCCCGGCCACCACCGUCGUGGUGACUGACACCACCACCGUCUGCGGUGCUACCUCGACCUCCGUCCCCAGCGGUACCCACACCAUUGGCGGCACCACCACCGUGGUCACCACCGAGACCACCAUCACCUGCCCCUAUGCCACCGUCAAGCCCUCUGGCAGCACUGUGACCAGCGUCGUUGAGCUGACCACCUACACUUGCCCGGUUGCUGGUACCUACACCGUGGUUCCCGCGACUACCACUGUUGUGUCCAGCCCCACCGUCCUUGUGUGGCCGACUCCCCAGACUAUCACCCCGGGUACCUUCACCCAGCCCGAGCAGACCGUUACCGUGGUCGAGACUGACUACACCUAUGUCUGCCCCUUCGCUACCUCUGGUUCCUCGACCUCGACCGCCCUGCCUACUAGCGUCGCAGCUGUGUCCACCACUGCUCCCGCUCCCCAGCCCACCAGUGGCUCCGGCGCUCUGACCGGCAAUGGCCAGUACGGCAUGACCUACUCGCCUUACACCGAGUCCGGUAUGUGCAAGACCAAGGACGAGGUCUUCCAGGACAUCAAGACCAUCCAGGACAAGGGCUUCAACCUCAUCCGCAUCUACUCCACUGACUGCUCUGGUCUGAUGUUCGUUGGUGAGGCUGCUCGUCAGUACGGCAUGAACAUGAUCCUGGGUGUCUACAUCGACAACACUGGCACCUCCGGUGCUCAGGAGCAGGUCUCGGCCAUCGCCACCUGGGCCGAGUGGGACCUCGUUGAGCUGAUCGUCGUCGGUAACGAGGCUGUCCAGAGCGGCUACGCCACCGCCUCGGAGCUGGCUAGCUUCAUUGAGUCCUCCACCGCCGUCUUCCGUGCCGCUGGCUGGACCAAGGAUGUGACCACCACUGAGCCCGUCGAUGUGUGGCAGCAGUACGGUGCCUCCACCCUGUGCGGUGCCGUCGACAUUGUUGGUGCCAACAUCCACCCCUUCUUCAACUCGGAGACCACCGCCGAGCAGGCCGGUGAGUUUGCCCUGAGCGAGUACAAGCUCCUCCAGAGCAUCUGCCCUGGCAAGGACGUCCUGAACCUGGAGACCGGCUGGCCCAACGGCGGUGAUGCCAACGGUGCCGCCGUCCCCGGCCCGUCUGAGCAGAACAUCGCCAUCCACCAGAUCGCCAAGUACAUCGGCUCCAAGUCGAUCUUCUUCUCCUUCUCCAAUGAUCAGUGGAAGUCUCCCGGUGCCUUCAGCGUUGAGCAGCACUGGGGCUGCGCCGAUGUCUUCCAGUAA